AUGUACCCCUCACAGGUUUGCAAGGCCUGCGGCUGGGAGGAAUAUGAUCAUGACUACAAAAGUCAUGUCAAACUGUUCUUUCAGGCAGGCGACCGAGGCGUCUGGUCAUUGGGAUCCGAACUGAUCCUCAAAGAUCGAGGGCACAAUCUUCCAACCGACGAGGCGUCCAAUAUCCGACUCGUGCAGGAACAAACUUCCAUCCCGGUCCCGAAGAUCGUCAAGACUUGGAAAGAAGAUGAUCAUACCCUGACAUUGAUGGAGAGCCCUCCUGGACAGCCACUUAGCACUGUUUGGCGAAGGCUCUCCUCCGAGCAGAGAGAAAGCAUCGCAAAACAGACAGCCAAUUAUGUGCUUGAACUUCGCAAACUUCAUUCCGAUCGCAUGGAAUCCCUCGAUGGCGGACCGGUAUCUACCAACUUUCGUUUCGGAAAUUAUCAGGACGUCCGUCCUUGUGGCCCAUUCGCAUCUGAUGACGAACUCUGGGCCGAGUUAGAGUCUAGAUUGCACGAAGCUGUUCCCGAGCGCGUGCGAAAACUACUACGAAGUCGCAUGCCACCAUCUACGCCGUAUACCUUUACCCAUGGGGAUCUUAGCUACACCAACAUCAUGGUCAAGGAUGGCUGUGUUACCGGGAUCAUUAAUUGGGAGACGGCCGCAUACAUGCCUGUAUGGUGGGAGUCUGCUUCCUCCUGUGUUACGAACUUCUAUGGUGAUGACGAAGAGUGGAGGAUGCUGUUGCCCGAUUACAUGCCUGAUCAUACUGAUGCCCUCCAAUUCUGGAGAGAAUUUCGUUAUCUCUGUCUCGAUCCGGGCCGGGUAGGGAUGCAGUUUAUCGAACAAUUCGAGCGAAAGUCAAUCAGCCCGGAUGAGCUUUUUGCAUAUACCAACGGCCAUUUCCUGGUCGAUGAACAGCAUCAGCUGGCCCGGCGUUACGUGAAAUUCGAUCUCGAUGCUCUCUGCAACGUAGCUACGGCUGUCGGCGUCGAUCCGUCUCCCGUAUUAAGCGUGGAGAAAAUGGAGGGUGGCUUUAGCAAGGCUCUACUGAUGAACAAGGAAAAUGGAACCGAGGUCGUUGCCAAGCUCCCUUGUCGCAUUGCAGGACCUGCAGAACUUACAACGGCAUCCGAGGUGGGUGUCUUAAAAUACUUUCCUCGUGUGCUCCAAUGGUCCUCUAAUAAAGCGAGUUCUGUAGGUGCCGAGUAUAUAAUAAUGGAGAAAGCUGCCGGCGUUCCCUUGUUUCGUAGAUGGGGGGUUAUGACAGAACCACAGAAGUUGCAGCUUGUUCAGAACUUGACAAAGCUCGAGGCACAGUUAUCAGCUAUCCGGUUUCCUGCCUACGGUGGUUUAUAUUUGCGCGACUAUCUACAGAACUCAGAUUAUCGAUGUUUACUGCUCGAUGACAAUGUUGAUCCAUCGCAGUCAUUUAGUGUCGGCCCUUCUCCUGACCGGUCAUUUGACACCCAGUGUGCCGAGCAACCUACACCGUCAAACAAACCUACUGAUCGAGGGCCUUGGACCACAUUAUCGGGACUUGGUAUAGCUAUUGCAGAGCGUGAGCUAUCCCGCAUCUCCGGUAUACCACCAAACAAAUCAGCCAUGUUCUAUCGAGGCACCUUGGAAGAACAAUCUCAACUCCUUAAUUUCACAAUACGCCUUAUGCCCAUGUUAGACUCUCACCCACUACUAGGCCAAUCCGCACAGCCUACUCUCUGGCACACCGAUCUCCACAUGGGUAAUAUAUACGUGGCACCCGAAGACAGUACUAGAAUAGUUUCAAUCAUUGAUUUCCAGUCUCUAGCGGUAAUGCCCGCCUUUCUCCAGUCGCGCUGGCCCGAGUUCUUGAAGCCCCCAGACAACUACACGCAAGGCUUCGCGCAUCCCGAGCUUCCUGAUGGGUACGACAAUAUGGACGAUGAGAGCAAGUUGCUAGCCCGACGCGAGUGGUCGCAGGCCAAGCUGGCAAAAGCGUACGAAGUCUCCACCUACCUCGAGAACCGACCAGCACAUAUUGCGAGAAAUAUACCACGAGUAAUUCAAGAACUAUUCAUCCGCAGUGGAGAGGUAUCCGAGAUGGGUGUUAUUCCCCUCCGAGCAUGUCUGAUCGAAAUCUUUCAGAACUGGGCCGAUCUAGGCUUUACCGGAUCGUGUCCAUUUUCCUUCACUGAGGAGGAUAUCGAGACGCACGAGCGACAGUUUGUGGAGUACCAGGCUUGGCAUGAGGUUCAGCAUCUUGCUCAGGAGUGUCUCGACACAGACACAGAAGGAUGGAUAUCACCCGAGCUGGAUAUUGAGGAAAAGCGACGCCAGAACCGGGAGUUACUAGCAAUGUUUAUCGAGCGCAUGGCGGAUGAGAAAUCACCGGAGGCGAGGAGGAUGUGGCCGUUUCUAGAUGAUGGAUAA
Aspergillus niger is the source of this 2400-nucleotide messenger RNA. RefSeq lists its product as uncharacterized. NCBI's taxonomy places the organism in Eukaryota, Fungi, Ascomycota, Eurotiomycetes, Eurotiales, Aspergillaceae. The coding region runs from base 1 to 2400 and encodes 799 amino acids. The record is from RefSeq and is a predicted model, not a curated record. Gene Ontology annotation, cellular component: mitochondrion. The transcript is spliced from 4 exons.